ACUCUCCCUUCAAACGGGAAACAAGAUGGCGGCGGCAGGUCCGAGUACUCGGGCCUCUUCCGCGGCGGCAGCGGCAGCUCUCAGUCGGCGGGGCCGACGGGGCCGCUGUGACGAGAUGGCGGCAGCCAAGACUGGGGCCCCGGGCGCAGCCUCUGGCCCCGCGCUGCUGGUAUUGCCGCCACCGCUGCUGCAGCCGCCGCCACCGCCGCGGCCGGAGGAGUCGGGCUGCGCCGGGUGCUUGGAGACCCCGGGGGAAGCGGCGGCCCUGCCGUGCGGCCACUCGCUGUGCCGAGGCUGCGCCCAGCGCGCCGCCGACGCAGCGGGCCCGGGUUGCCCGCGCUGCCGAGCCCGCGGUCCCGGUUGGGCCCGCCGUCGGGCCCGCGACGACGGCCAGGCCGACGCGGAGGUGCAGGGCGAGCGCGCCCGCCGCGGCCAGCCCGAGCGCUGCCGCCCGCGCCGGGACGGGGGGUCAGAGGGAGAAGCAGGCCCCCGGCUGAGCAGGGAGCCCGAUGCGAGUCCCUUUCCUCCAGAGUUUAUAUUCAGAGCACCAAUCAAGUUAAGCAAGCCUGGAGAACUUCGUGAGGAAUAUGAAAGCCUGAGAAAGCUGAGAGAGGAGAAGUUACAAGAGGAGAAAACCUCUGAAGAUCAAAUCCACAAGCUGUUAUCGGAGGAUACGGAAACAGGGAAAAGGAAAAUGGAUGACCAGAAAAAGAGAGAUGAGCCAUUAGUACUGAAGACAGAUCUGGAACAUUGUCCUGCGCGCCUCUCAGAUUCAGAGAACGAAGAACCUUCCCGAGGAAAGAUGACACAGACCCAUCGCUCGGCAUUUGUUUCCAAGAACAACUCCUACUCCUUAGCUUUCCUGGCAGGGAACCUAAAUUCCAAGGUGGAGAGGAGUCAGAGCUGCAGUGACACUGCUCAAGACAGAGUGAAGAGCAGACUCAGAGCAGCCCCGACCAGCAAAACCAAGGUUACGGCUAUGACCCCAGCCUCCAACCCCAUCAUCGGCGUCCUCCUGUCCACCCAGAACAAUCGUUGCCUCUCAGCCCCUGACUUAACAGUGGAAAAACGUCUCCCCUUCAGCUCCCUCUCAUCCUUGGCUUCUCUGCAUAAGCCAGAACGCUCCAUCAGUCCGGAGAGCAAUGAUAGCAUCUCCGAGGAACUAAACCAUUUCAAGCCCAUUGUCUGCUCACCGUGUACUCCUCCCAAGAGACUCCCCGAUGGCCGAGUGCUCAGUCCCCUCAUCAUCAAAUCAACACCCCGCAACCUCAACAGAAGCCUGCAGAAGCAGACUUCUUACGAGGCUAGUCCAAGGAUCCUCAAAAAGUGGGAACAGAUCUUUCAGGAGCGGCAGAUCAAAAAGACCCUUUCGAAAGCCACCCUCACCUCCCUGGCUCCAGAAACAGGGGAAGACUUAGUAGUGUCUGAGGUGACCCAUUCUAGCAAGGAAAAGCCACCUCUGGCUUUACAGGCGAGACUGGCCGGGGGCCAGGCCCUCUCUGAGUGGGCCGGACCCACCCCCACCGACCUCGAUUAUGUCCCCUCCAUUAGCCAAACUAAAGCCGAACAGGGCAGCGAGAGUAAAAGGAGCUCUGAGAUCCCAUCGGAAACGUGCUGCUCUUCAGAACCCCGAGUGGGAGCCAGUGGGACUUCUUUGGAGAGAGAGCAGGAGGAAGGGCCGGGGCCCACCCCAGAGGCCAAGUUAGACAAAACCUGUAUGAGCACAACCGUGAACAUCCCAGUGGCUAAUUCAGUGCUGCCCAAAAAUAGUGUUCUGGGGGGGGUCCUCAAAACAAAGAAGCAGCUGAAGACGGCGAAUCAUUUUGAUUUGCCCAAUGGUGUGCUGGUGGACAGCCUAGGUGAGGAGCCGCUUCCUUCCUUGCGCCGGGGCCGGAAAAGGCACUGUAAGACCAAGCACUUGGAACAAAACGGCUCCCUUAAGAAGCUGCGGCAAAGCGGUGGGGAGGCGGGCCCGGCCUCCCGGGCCCCGGGCCUGCGGGAGAUGGAGCAGAAGCUGCAGCAGGAGGAGGAGGACCGGCGGCUGGCUCUGCAGCUGCAGCGCAUGUUCGACAACGAGAGGCGGACCGGGAGUCGGCGGAAAGGAAGCGUGGAUCAGUAUCUCCUACGGUCCAGCAAUGUGGCCGGGGCCAAGUAGCGCCCCAGGAACAUGUGGCCUGUUUUUAAGAGGUCUGUGGGCCUGAUCAUUUAUCUUGAAGAGCUGAGUGUUCUCACUUUGGGUUUCUUUUCAUGGCAAAACACUGUCUGCUAUGGUUCUGAGAGGUUCCAGGGCCUUUGUGGUCUCUGUCCAAGGGCCCUGUGUCUCUGCCUCCCGGUGACCACGGCCAGAAGCACUCCUCACCCCUAAGUGACCCACCCCUGAGGGCGUCUGGGCCAAGUCUGGCAGCACCCACUUGGAAUGAGAUUCAGGAGCACAGGGGCCAGAGUUAGAGAUGGUAGAGGAGAUGGAGGAUACCUUCUGAAACUGACAGACCUCCUGACUUCUUUCACCAGGGUCUUAUUUUAAAUCAGCCUUGCAGAUAAAAGGGAGUUCCCUCUUUCUCAGAGAAGUGGGUCAGUGUCGCUCUUUGACAGAUCCAAGAAGAUCAUGUUCCCCCUUCUCCUUACUUGUGCCACAAGUAAAUAUACCUAAUGAAAUCAGUUGAGUUUACCCUCCUACAAAAGUUAAUUUACCUUCCCUGUGUAAAAAGUAACAUCGGACCAAUGUGCUGUCUAGUCGACAGACCACCUUCAUGGUCAGUGUUCAGUUUGGUCUUCCCAGGAGCGCUAACAUGUAAGUGGUAUCAGCGCCGUUUUCGAUGAUGUUGGAACUGCAGGGCAGACGUUCAGGUCCUGUCAUUCACUAAGUGGCGUAGCCCAGACUGACCGUUAGGGCUCCUGACAACAGAUCCCAGAGAUUUUCCACACUAACAGGUUGAACAGGUUGCCGUAAUGGACAGCAACCCAAGGGCAUGCCACGCACGGGAGCCCAGGGAAAGCUGGCUGAGCAUUUGAAUACUGAUUGUGUAAAAUCCAUAGGCAGAUAAUUGAGAUCGAUGGGAACUAUAAAUAAAUACUAUGCAGUUAUCCACCCUGCUCCCCCCCCACCACCACCACCUUUACAGUUUACAGCCUUCUGUUUUCUUUGGGGUGGAGGGGGCUUCCGCCCUGUGAGACAAAUUACAGUUGAACUUCGUUAUUACUCUCCACAUGUCCAAGGGUUAUCUGCAACGUUGAUCUAAAAUCCCAGAAAUUUGCCCAGAAGUCAGGCAAGAGCAAUGCUGAAACUCCAUACUAUGGAAACAAGGUAUCUAGCUGGAUGCAGCUGGUAAAUUCAGUCCCAUGGACCUUUGGGGUUUAAUUUCCUUAGGAGCUGACACCAUGUGUCUUUUGCAUCCCUGGUGGUGCUUGGUGCUUCUGCCCGUCUGGGCUCAUUGAGAAUAGGGAUUAAGAGAUGAUUUUAGGGAAUCUCAGAUGGGCUGGCAUUCCCUGUGCAUGUACGAGCUGUUACUAUAAAGUCAUGUGACUGGCAUUUCAACAAAGGUUUUAGAGCUUAUAUAUCCCAGUGUACGUUGUCCCCCUUGAGUGGCUCCAGCAGGAUACUGCAUAGAUUUUCCAAUGAUGUUGCCAUUGGCAAAAACAUUUCUGGAACUGUCCUCAACAUCUAGAAACAUCUAGAAGUAUAGACUCCUAAAAUGUUAGAAUUGGAAGGGACCUUAAUGGUCAUCUUUUCCAACCUCCUCCUCUUACUAAGGCAGAAACUAAGAUCCAGAACGGUGACUCACCUGAUCACUAGGGAUUUACCGUAUCACCUUCUUUUGAUUCCUCUCAGGAGAAUUUUGCCCCCUCUUCUCGGGGCAGAUCUUUACUCUUUUGUGGUUACAGGAGGGAGAAUUUUAAGUCUGAAACUAGUCAGAAGCUGUUCGAAGCCUCUAGAAGAGAAGGUCGGGCCAGAGGGGUUCAGAGUUACAAACGAGUUGUAGCUGUCAAGCAGUCGUUAGUUGGCAUACGGGCCAUUUCCUCGUGCUGCUCAGGAACAGCUCCCGGGGAGAAGUUCCAGAGAUGUCGUAAGCAUUUUGGUCCUCAUUGAGAUAUGUGGGACCUCCUCGGUGACUGCUUUGGUGGGAGGGUCCCUCACUUGAAUGUAUGUGUUCUGUGUUCUGUGUGCACACGUGCAGAUGUGUAUUUAAAACACAUGCAUCCGUGCCAUUCCUCUUUAUUCACACCACUUCGGUUCCAGGCCCUGCCAGCCACACAGGCUUCCACAGGCUGCUGGACGGUCGGUCCCCGGGAUAGCAGAGCCGGUGCUGGUCUGUGGAGGAAGGGGAGGGUGACUCACCGAACGAAGGCCCUUAGAGAACGCCCGAGGUCCUGCCAUUUCCUAGAGCUGCUCGUUGGUCUGAGCGAACAUCCCCGGGAGGCUCGUCCGCUCAGUGGUAGCAAAGAAGCUUCUUUUUUCCACUUGCCAUCUUUCGUCUAGGUCUCCAGUCAUUUAAAAAACACGUUUCAGUUGGAACUGGUUUUUGGUUUUGGAGAAAAGAUAAAUAUUUUUAAUAGAAAAAGAUAUAUAUUUUAAAUAUUUCCCCAAAGUCAUACUUUUGUUUUAAGGAGUUGCAUAGCAGUAGCAAGGAAUUUUAGGUUCGGGUGCAGAGCGCAAAGCUCCCUCCUGUGAAGUGAGUGUUGCAAAUGCUGGAUCUAGCUUGCGGACUUUCCCGCUUGCACCUCCUGUUGUGUCUAGAGGGUCCCUGACAGUUGUUCUGCAGACUUCCGGCCAAGCAGUAGUCCUUGCUGUGGAGGCAAAGCAGUUUAGGUUAAGGAGCGACAGGGCUUACCCUCUCAUCUGCUUGGCUUUGGAGGAGGAAAAAACCACUAAGGUAUUAUCUGUAUUUUAAGAUGCUUCCCGUACUUAACUAACACCUGAACACUUUCUCCUUCUGAAAAACGUCUGUGUCCUGUUGCUUGCUUGCUUGCUUGUGAAGUUUAUCACAGAUGGCAUUGUUGACAUGAAUUAUUUGGAGAAAGAGAAAGACAGGAAGGGAAAACAGAGUGAUGGGGAGGGUUGGGGAGGGAGAACGAGAGAGACGCUAGUUCACAAAACAGACAUUUCUCACAAAUCAUUGGAAUCUGAUUCACCAUACAAAUUUCCCAUGUCCUACGAGCUCUGCUCUUUGUGUAUAUGCAUUCUCUGUGUGUGUGGGUUUUGUUUUUUGUUAUUAAAGGGGAAGUUAGGAGAGGUUGGAGGAUGAAGGUCAUUCUGUGGUGCCCUGAGAAGGGGGCUCUCAUAGGGUGGGGAAGAUCUUUGGCAACAUAUUCGUGACCUAUUGAUUGUAUCUGCUGGAAGGAGUCAUCGGGGCCUGUUGGGUCGGUGUCAAAUCAGGGGAUUAAGCACCCAGACCUUGGACCCUUUCAUAUAAUUGCCUCUUUUUAAAAGGUUAAUUCAUCGUGGCUGAAGCUUCCCAGGAAAACCUUUUGUAAGUGGCUUCAUUUCUUAUUUUUUUAAUUUAAGUUUUAGAUUUUUGUCUGGAGGAAGAACUGGUGAUGAAUGCCUUCUGGUUUUCUUGGUUUGGGGUGGUUUUUUUGUUUUUGUUUUUGUUCAUUUUCCCUAAAAGAAAAAUGCCCUUAAGAGAUUAAAGCUGCUUAAUUAAUUGCUGUCAGAUUACAAAGUGACAAACUGACUAAGAUGGGAAGCUGCCACUGUGCUUGACUGGUGAAACUGAUGACCGAAGGCUGUGCUGUUCGCCCUUUCUGUUCCAUUUAACAGACAUUCCUGAGCUUCGAACUUGUGCCAACCCUGUACUGGGUCGUGGAGAUACAGGAUGGAAAGGACAGUCCCUGCUCUUGAGGAGCUCAGUCUCUAAUGGAAUGUAUUUGAAUGUCUGUGUGGCUGGAGUUCUGCUUCUUCAUAGUGACCAUCUUGGAUGGCCGCAUUUAAGAUACUUUCCAGCAUCUGGCAGGCUGCGUUGAACAUUUUAGACCCCUCCCAUCAGUAUUUCUGAAUUUGAUUGCAGCACUGCUUUCCAUUUCCUAAGUAAUUUUACCAGAGGAGAAUGAAUUUUCUCCUCCAGUGACACAGGACAAUAAUCUCUUCAGGAGAGCUUUUACAUCAGCGCCAGGAAGUGAGGCAGGGUGUGGAUCAUUGACAUGGUCAGAGGAGGCCCACAUCCCAACUCCCUGACCUCUUCACCUCUUUCGCAACCAGACCUCUCACCACAGCUGGUAGCAACUUUGGAUUCCUUUUCCUUUUUUCUGCCUGGCUUUUCACUGAGAUGGAAAACCAGCAGGAGAGGAAAGAAAGAAAAAUUGAAGGCUGGAUUAUAAUCAUAAAAUGCUAUAUAGCUCGAAAGGGCAUGGAAAUCAUUCAGAUCAAAUUUUUCCCACCUGCUGCCCAUUUUUUUCUAAGAAAUAAGGAACGUGAGGUCCAGUGUCCUGUGCCCUAUUUUAUACUGUAGUUUCCUAGGAUCUAAAUAGUCCGUUUAAAUUACACACACACACACACACACACACACACACACACACACACACACACUAUUUGCUAAUGAGGACACCCAAAUGAUACAGGAGGCUUUUUGUUUUAAUAGCUUUUUCUUUCAAAUUUUUUGUUAGAAUUAAAAUAUACUUAUAUCCCCUGAACACACACCCAAAUAGGGAAAACCCCACAAUGUGACUAAUGUGAAUAUGGAGUCUUGGGAAGUGAUAUAUUUUUUUGAUUGGAAUAGUCAUCAUUUUAACCACAAAGGGUUAAAACCCAGCCAGCUCUUCAUUUUUCUUUGAAAAAUCAAGAACUCCUUAGGGACUUAAAUCUUUCUCAGCCAGCCUUUUCCCCAUCAACCUAUAGAGUGGUCUUUUGGCCUGGUUUUUAGAAGUAAGCAUAGUUGCUUAUAAAUUCUUGUGAAUCAGUGACACAGGUAUUUUUUUCGGGGGGGGGUCGAGAUUCUAGGGAAAGCUGCUGCUGAAUAGCUUUUCCUCCAAAGACGAUACAGAAAAUGCAUCUUUCACAUAAUUGUUAUCCACUGUAACUUUCUGAAAAGGAUUGUUCUACAGAGAAAAGAGACAUAAGCAGAAGUCACGACCAGCUUAGAGAUUGGUUAAAUUGAAGAAAAAGUGCCAAGACUGAAUGUGCACAUUGUUCUAUGUAUGAUCAGUAUUUUUAUUCUUCCUAAGAAAAAUAUUUACACACUU
This is a messenger RNA of Callorhinus ursinus (northern fur seal), 7176 nucleotides long. It is a transcript of the gene RNF169, whose product is annotated as ring finger protein 169. Gene Ontology annotation, molecular function: ubiquitin-protein transferase activity; nucleosome binding. Lineage: Eukaryota; Metazoa; Chordata; Mammalia; Carnivora; Otariidae. Gene Ontology annotation, cellular component: site of double-strand break; nucleus. Gene Ontology annotation, biological process: double-strand break repair. The record is from RefSeq and is a predicted model, not a curated record.